CCAAGCUGGUCAAGAACUCCAAGUCAGGAGCCCGUCGUAGCGCUGCGUGACGAUGAGCCGGGUGGCCAGCGGUGGGGGAGGAGGGGUGGAGCGGCGGCGUCAGUACAGGGGCGUGAGGCGGCGGCGGUGGGGGAAGUGGGUGUCGGAGAUCCGGGUGCCUGGCACGCGGGAGCGCCUGUGGCUCGGCUCCUACGCCGCGCCAGAGGCCGCCGCCGUCGCGCACGACGCCGCGGCCUGUCUCCUACGCGGUCUCGCCGGCGCCGGCAGGCACCUCAACUUCCCGGAGAGCGCGGCCUGCUACUCUCAGCGCGGGCACGGGCCGCCCCUGUCGCCACGGUCCGUGCAGCGCGUGGCGUCCGACGCCGGCAUGGCCGCCGACGCGCAGCUCGUCGAGGCGCGGGAGCGCGCGUCGCCGCCGGCCGGUCAGGCCUCUGGUGCCGCUGCGCAAGGUGGUGAAGGUGCAGGAGAACAAUGGUCAUCUGGGCCGUACAGAGACGGUACUAUUACUGCGUAUCUGUGCACGCCGUGCGCCGGCGGGAGCAGAAGCUCGAGCGUCGGUAGUGAGCAUCUUGUUUACGGUGAUAUUAGCGUAGACGAUUUGGAGAUCUUGAUGUAAUCAGACAGCAGAUGCAACAAAACAGAAUUACAGGAUCGAAAUUAGAAUGUUCCACGGACUAGUACUUCGGUGAGAUUUUUAAAUUUACUCUUGUUUUGAC
Phragmites australis (common reed) is the source of this 716-nucleotide messenger RNA. RefSeq names its product ethylene-responsive transcription factor ERF020-like. Gene Ontology annotation, biological process: regulation of DNA-templated transcription. The record is from RefSeq and is a predicted model, not a curated record. NCBI's taxonomy places the organism in Eukaryota, Viridiplantae, Streptophyta, Magnoliopsida, Poales, Poaceae. The coding region runs from base 53 to 616 and encodes 187 amino acids. Gene Ontology annotation, molecular function: DNA-binding transcription factor activity; DNA binding. The transcript has a single exon.